This is a messenger RNA of Coregonus clupeaformis (lake whitefish), 2363 nucleotides long. Its product is annotated as E3 ubiquitin-protein ligase RNF38-like. Lineage: Eukaryota; Metazoa; Chordata; Actinopteri; Salmoniformes; Salmonidae. The record is from RefSeq and is a predicted model, not a curated record.
ACCCUAUCUCCACGGUUACUGCACCCUGCUGUCCAUCAUUCUCAUCAAGCAGCUCACCACCACGCACAGCAGCAAGGAACCAUGGUCAUGGACCUACAUGAACAGGCUCCAGUCCCAGUCUCCUAUACGGUGACUGCUGUCCCUCCUCAUCGUGGUCUAGUUACUCCUCUGUAUACAGGACAGCACCUCCCUCCUGUCUGCUCCUCUCAACAACAGAUCCCAGCCUGCAGUGUGGUCUUCAGUACCGGACAACACUACCACCCUAUGCUGGGGGCGUGUUCGGUGCAGCAUGUGCCCUAUGUCUUUCCCUCGCUCCUCUCCAGUGAUGCCCCUUUCCUCCUCCACCCCCCCACCUCUCACCACCCCCCCCACCUCCCUCCACCUGGACAGUUCCUUCCCUUCCAGACACAACAGGCCAGAUCGCCGUUGCAGAGGAUAGAGAACGAGGUGGAGCUGCUAGGAGAGCACCUGUCUGUGGGAGGGGGGUUCAGCUACCCUCAUGGAGGACACCACCCUUCCUCCCUGCCCCCCUCCACACCCCUCCAGUUCCUCUCUCACCACGACCCCCUGUCACAGGAGCUGUUCGGAGUGCCGUACCCCCACUUCAUGCCUCGGCGAAUCACAGGACGUCGUUACCGUUCCCAGCAGACCGUGCCCCCGCCCUACCACCCUGGCUUCCUGCCUUACUUCCUGUCGAUGCUUCCAGUGGGUCCUACAGUCGGUCCUCCCAUCAGUCUGGAGUUAGAUGUGGAUGAUGGAGAGGUAGAGAACUAUGAGGCCCUGUUGAACCUAGCAGAGCGUCUGGGUGAGGCUAAACCAAGAGGACUGACCAAGGCUGACAUAGAACAGCUGCCCUCCUACCGCUUCAACCCCAACAACCACCAGUCAGAACAGACACUGUGUGUGGUGUGUAUGUGUGACUUUGAGUCUCGUCAGCUGCUAAGAGUCCUGCCCUGUAACCAUGAGUUCCACACCAAGUGUGUUGACAAGUGGCUUAAGGCUAACAGAACGUGUCCUAUCUGUCGGGCGGACGCCUCCGAGGUCCAGCGGGAUUCUGAAUGAGAGCCCCAACAGAUCUAGGAUCAGCUCAGCCCUCCCCACAUCCUAACCUGACGCUUUAGGGAGGGAAACACAACAGACCUUAGAUCAGUGUCUGGGGGCAACGCCCCCCCGCCAAGUGACUCUUUAAGAAAUAGACUAUGCCUUCUUCCUAUGGUGAUAGUGUUCUAAUAAUGGCCUUUGACACACACACACACACACACACACACACACACACACACGUAUGAGGGGAAGUUGGACUUUUUCCUUUGUACUGUCUUACCUUCCUGCAUUGUGAUUGGAGUCGUCUUCUUCUGAACGCUGAGAGAAUCUCGGCGAUUCUAAAAAGUUCCUGCGUUGUUUUACUAACUAACCGAAUGGAGAAUAUGGAAGUCCAAAGAUUGACUAUUAUGACAUCGUUGUUGUUAUUGUUAAUAUUGAUAUUCUGUUUAUGAUUAAUCGUUCAGAACCUGGAUUGAGAUGCGUGUCCGCUAGUAGGGUAUUUUGGUUUAUAAAGCUCUUUUUGUUCAGUUACCGUUAGUGUGUGUGUGGUUGCGUGCGCAGAACACCAAUGGUUACGUCUGUAUUAUUUCUGCAGGACAGUACACUGGCCUCCUGCUCAUGCUGCGGUCGCCGCUCUGAUUGGUCAAUGCUGUGCACUGAGACAGGAAGUGUUUCAUGAGGAAGGGGAGGGGCUUACAGGGAGGAGAAGUGGAACAGAACCAGAGUAGUUAAACUCUGUAUCUCUCUCUCUCCUUCUUUUUCCUCUCCCAGUCAUCCCCCUCUCUCUCCUUCUUUUUCCUCUCCCAGUCCAUCCCCCUCUCUCUCCUUUUCUGUUCACUCACUCAAUGGUUCAGUGAGAUGGAUCAGCCUCUAUUAUAUACUCAGCUUGCCCUCACACACACACACUGAACACACACCCCCACCCAGCAAGGGGGUGUGUGUGUGUGUGUGUGUGUGUGCAAGCUGGUAUGAAUUGAUGUUAAACAGCCAACAUUGUUUUAUUGGUCAGUUACUUAGAAAGUGAUCAAAUCUCCAAAUGAAACCCUAUUCUAAAAUAUAUUGCUUACAGGCCAGAAGGAAUGAACUAUCUAGGGAAUAUGGUGAUGUUUGAGAUGCAGCCAUCAUUGUUCACUGGUUGUUAAAAUCAUAUUGAGAUGGUGACAUUAUUUGAAGUAUAGUUUAAGGCACAUAAUGAUGAUGAUGAUUUUAGCAUUUAGCAUUGUAGCAUCACAGUUAAGUUUUAACCCCUUGGUAAAAUGUUUUGCCUGUCGACCACAAGAGUGAGAAUACCAGUCCCUGGUUUUCAGUCUGUCUUCAUUCAC